AUGGACGCCAGCCAUGACGCAAGAGGCCAGGAAACCUACGGGGUGGGAAGCCCUGGCCAGUUACUGCAUCACAUCUUUGAGGACCAAGUGUCCAAGAGCCCCGAGAGCUGUGCCUUGGAAUUCUUUCCCCGAGGCCGUCUCACCUACCAUGAGCUCAACAACCAGUCCAACUCUCUGGCAUGUUUCUUGCGUGAGAAACAACUUCCUGGUAGAGAUGUCGUUGCUCUCUCCUCGGAAAAGUCGCCGCUUCUCGUCGUUGCGGUUCUGGCCGUUCUCAAGGCUGGCAUGGUUUGGAUACCACUGCCUGCUGAUGCAACAGAGGAUCGGGUCCAGUACAUCUUGGAGACUUCUAAGGCCGGUCUCAUCUUGAACUACACUUCGAAUGAACCCCCUAUCAGGACUGACUUGGGUGUCAUUCACCUGAAUGAGAUGUAUCAAGACGACAACCCCUUACCCUACACUACCACAAACCUGGAUCUCGACUCUCGCUCCGAGAGGGAUCUCUGUCAUAUCCUCUUCACCUCCGGCUCAACGGGAACCCCCAAGGGCGUCAUGAUUGAACAUCGAGCUGUGAGGCACAACGCUAUGGAGCUCACCAAGAUGUUCAACCUCGACUCAAACACACGGACCCUACAAUUUGCCGCACCUACUUUCGACAUCUUUGGGCUUGAUCUAUUCAUGACGUUUGCCUGUGGAGGAUGCCUAGUCAUGGCACCCCGGGAACUCAUGAUGGAAGACAUGACUGAAUUCUUGGCCAAGAUGAACAUCACCUACACGCAAUUGACACCAACCGUUAUUCAGACCAUUGACCAUGAGAGGGUGCCGAGCCUCCAGGUGUUGGCCAGUUCCGGAGAGGCUCUACCUCAGGCAUUGGCUGGUCGGUGGAGGCAUAACGUCAAGCUGUUCAACGCCUACGGACCAACCGAGACAAUUGUCUGCACCGUCGAGGACCUCAGCGAAAACAAGGACAUCGAUGCGGCAUGUGUCGGCCGCCAAGUCGAUGGGCUCGAUGUACGGCUUCUAGCAAAUGAUGAAGCGAGACCAGUUCCUCUCGGCGAAGUUGGAGAGAUUUGCGUGGCAGGUCCUCAACUUCUUCGUGGUUACCUUUCAAGCAAGGGUCAGUUUCAGCCGCCCGAGUGCUACAUCAACGGCGUGAGAUUUUACCGGACAGGCGAUCUCGGCCGAUCAGAGCUCUCCAAGGCUGGAGUUCGCACAAUCAGACUCAUUGGUCGCCGGGAUGCCGAGGUCAAACUUCGCGGUAUCCGUAUCGACCUAGCUGAAGUCGAGCGGUCAAUCGUCACUUGCUCGCAAGUGUGUGAGUGUGUCGUGGUCAUGCCUCGAAGUGGGAGUUCUUCUGGGAGUCUCUCGACCUUUGUUGUAUUGAGCAAUGUGCCUGAUGCACUUGACACAGGAUCCUCUUUCGCCACAGACCGGAUCCCACUCCUUGGAUCUUCUAAAUGGACUUGCUCGAUUCUCGGAGAGGCCAAGAAGGCGGCGUCAAAACAGCUGCCAUCUCUUACCAUGCCAAAAAUGUGGUGGCCUAUCAGAAGGAUACCCUUAACCUCCAGUGGCAAGGUCGAUCGUUUCCAGCUACGGUCUUGGCUGGAACAAUUGCAAGAAGAGGACCUUCUCGAACUUAUCCAAGGCUAUGGCUCCCAAGCGGUGGAUCAUACUCUUGAAGCUAGUCCCGAGGAGAGGCAGAUGCAAGCAGUAUGGGCCGAGGUCCUCCUUCGCCCUGCCUCAGCCAUCCCCGUUACCGACUCUCUUGCAGCCCUUGGAGCGGAUUCACUCGACGUAAUUCGGAUGGCUAGCAAGUCAAGACAAGUCGGAGUUGACGUCAACGCCGCCGAUAUCUUCUCGGCAAAGACGAUACGAGAGCUUAUCAAGCGUUGUAAGCCAACAUCUGAGAAGGAGACGUCAGCUUCAGUCACAACACCCCCUUACCGACCAUUCAGCCUCCUUUCUCCAACCACGCCCCUGGCACCCUUGAUACAAGACGUGGCUGAGAUGUGUUCAAUCCCAGUCGCCGACAUCGAGGACGUCUAUCCUUGCACACCCUACCAGACAGCACUCAUGGCCUUGGACAUCAAAUGCCCUGGCUCAUACAUCUGUGCCUUCAGUUGGUCUCUUCGUCAUGAUGUCGAUCCUGCUAGGCUCCAAAGCGCUUGGGAUACUCUGACGGAGUCUCAACCAGCACUGCGAAAUCGUCUCAUCUGGGAUGUCGAUGAACAGCAGUUCUUGCAAGUCCAAGUCCGACAUCGUCCAACCAAGUGGAGCGAGUCUCUCUACGAGGCAGACAUGUCACUAGGCUCUGAUCUUUGUCGCGGGUUGGCCCUCUGGGAUGAGAGCCGGCAGCGGUGGACGUUUCACCUCAAGAUCCACCACAGCAUCAUCGAUGGAUGGUCCUUGCAGCUGAUGCUCAACCAGCUAAAGACGAUAUACUUUGGUGAAGAGGGCAAAACACUGGACGGCGCUGUCUACUCGCACUUUGUGCAGUAUCAGCUCAGGGACCGAGAAGUGAUGCGGACUGCUUCGACCCAGUUCUGGAUGGAAUAUCUUGACGGUUACGAGGGUGUCGAGUUUCCACCGGAACCCCAAGAUCCUCACCACGAUGUUCACGCAACGGAUCACCAAUCGCUCACAGUGACCCUCAAACUCCAAGACCUGGCUGCUCGAUUCGGCGUGACGCCGGCUGUCAUUUUAUAUGGCGUCACUGCACUGAUACUGGCCACGCACGGCAAUACCGAGGAUGUGUCCAUGGGCUUGAUCCUGGCAGGGAGAGAUGCGCCCGUUGACGGAGUGUUCCACAUGAUAGGCCCUGCCUUUGCAUGUGUUCCUUUUAGAACUCGUCUUGAUCAUCAGAUGCCGCUACAAGACUUCUUCCAGCGGGUUCAUGCCCAGAUCCUUGCCAUAAAUCCCCACCAACAAUAUGGCCUCGAGCACAUCAAGAAGUGCGGUUCAGGAGCAGCGACGGCUUCUCAACUCAAGACUCUCGUCGUCGUGCAGCCUGAAGAUGAGCGACUGGCUGGAGAAGGACUCUGGGCCGAGGUCCACGGUCAAACCUCAGGCCUGGCCGAUAGCAUCCCCUUCUCUCUCGAGUUGGUGCUGGCAGAUGAUAAGGUCUUGAUCAACUGCAACUCGGACCCAGCUGUUCUGUCUCUGCAGCAUGCUCAAAUGGUUACUGGGCAUCUGAAGCGAGCUCUUGAGAGUCUUUCGGGCCUCUCUACGGAACAAACUGUCAGAGAUGUUCAAAUGUCGCCGGAGAACCAGGAUCAGCGCAUGCUGGCGUGGAUCGAGUCGUAUGGACCUGCAGUCGAUGUUUGCUUGCACGAUCUGCUGAAGAAGUCAGCUGAUGCCUACUCCGACCAUGAUGCUAUCUAUGACAGCGCAACUGGAAAAAGCCUGACCUUCAGAGAGCUUGAUUUAGUCUCCAGCAGCCUGGCAACUUAUCUCACUACUUCAUGCCAUCUGUCACCAAAGUCGAUCGUUCCUAUCGCCAUGGAAAAGUCUGCUCUCGCCAUUAUCACCAUCUUUGCAAUCCUCAAGACUGCCUCCGCUUACAUCCCAAUCGAGCCUAGUUGGCCGCUUGAACGCGUUCGAAAAAUCGUGGAUGAUGCAGGUGCCGCUAGCAUCGUCUGCUCGCCUACCAUCGCGGAUCGAUACGGGAGUUUGCAACAACAGCUUAUCACAAUUGAUGAGCGAUGGACAGACCCAAGCCAUGCUGAUUCAUCUAAUAAAUUUCUUCCUCGAGCAUCUCCUUCUGACUUGGCUGUGCUGAUGUACACAUCCGGCAGUACCGGGAUGCCCAAGGGAGUGAUGCUUGAACAUCGAGCGUUGAGUACCAGCUUGACUCACCUUGCUCGCUGGUUUGCCCUGCAAGCUGGUGACCGACACCUUCAGUUCUCAUCUUUUGUCUACGACGUCAGCAUUUCCGACAUCUUCAUCCCUCUGCUGUCUGGGGUCUGCAUUUGCGUCCCCACUGAUGACGAGCGACUCAAUAGACUGUCCGAGACCAUACGGAGAAUGAAGAUCAACUCGGCCACUCUUACACCAUCAAUGACCGGACUCAUUGCUCUUGGGGAUGCUGGCACACUCAAGACUAUCAUGACUGGUGGCGAAAUGACCAGCCGCGCUCUCAUCCAGGCAUGGGCACCGCGGAUACGAUUUCUCAACGCAUACGGACCCACUGAGGCUUCCAUCACUACGACGGUCACGGAUCCUCUGACAGUGGACUCAGAUCCUGGUGUCAUCGGUCGAAAUGUCACUGGGUGGCAUCUUAUCCUUCGACGUGAUCAACGCGGCCAGCUCUACGAGGCACCACCGGGCUGCACGGGAGAGAUUGCCAUUGCUGGACACAGUCUUGCCAGGGGAUAUCUGCACAACAAAGAGUUGACGGAAAAGAGUUUUGUGAAUCUUCCUUCAUUGCAAGGAUCACAACUCCCAUCACGUGUGUACCUCACCGGAGACAUUGGACGUUACGAACAGGACGGUUCUGUCCGCAUUCUUGGCCGUCGAGACAGGAUGAUCAAGAUCAACGGAAUUCGUGUCGACCCUGGAGAAGCAGAGGAUCAACUCAGGAAGCUCGGAGAGCAGUUCUCUUCAGCAGUGGUCCAGUGUACUGUUGACAACAACAAGGUCUCCCGGCUAACUGCCUUCGUCACCGUCAACUCCAACAACGUCAGAACAAACGAAGCCUUCAUCCUUCCUGAUGAAUGUACCUCCAAUUUCCGUGAGAUGUGCCACGAAGCACGGUCCCGUUUGCUCGAGCUUCUCCCAGUCGCUUAUGUUCCCACCACCUUCGUUCCCGUUCGGUGCAUCCCCUCGACAGCUUCCGACAAGGUGGACCUGAAGCGACUCAGAGACGAGCUGCAGAAAUUGCCUUUGACACCCUUCGUCAUCACAGCAGACAACGAGACAGAUGGGGACACGGCAGUAGAUACAGAGUUGGAGACACCGAUCGAGCUGGUGUUGGAGAAUGUCCUGCGCAAAGUCUUCAACAUCACCGGGCGCUUGAGUGCAGCUGCCGACUUUUUCCGGCUCGGUGGUGAUUCAUUCACGGCUAUCAAGCUUGUGAGCGCCGCCAAGGAGAACAACCUGGAGAUUACAGUCCAGCAAAUCUACCGCCACCCACGACUCAGAGACCUGGCAGCCGUCGCGCGGUACAAGAAGGCCACUGGCGUUGACGCUGAGGUUGAGGUGCAGAACAUUCCCGCUUCAGCUGGCGUUUCUCCAGAGGUCUGGCAAGAGAUUGAAGAAACAAUUGGGGUCACCGCCGACGAGAUUGAGGAUGUGUAUCCAGCAUCCCCCUUCCAAGAAGGGCUCAUGGCAACCUCGCUGAGCGGUGUCAUGGGAGACGAAAAGGCAGCAUACCACGCCAAAAUGGUCUUCCAAUUGACGAAGAACACGGAUACUGCUCUCUUAACACGGGCGAUGGACAAGGUCGCUUCACGGAACCCAAUCUUGCGAACAAGGCUAGUGUCCACAUCCGAGGGACCAGUUCAAGUCGUUCUCAAACACUCGUCAGAUCAACGCCAACAAAUGAGGACCAAUUCUCUUUUCCAAUAUCAGAUCAACACAGAUCCCACCCACAAUACAACGAGACUGAUCAUCAGCAUGCAUCAUGCUUUGUACGAUGCCCCUACACUGCAUCUUCUGCUCCAGGACGUCAACUUCUGGUACAGCAAUCCUACGGGCGUUAAGCCUUUGCCUGUUCCCUACCGAAAGUUUGUUGACUACCUCCACACUACAGACUCGGAAUCUGCGAGCCAAUACUGGACAGAGACUCUGCGUGACGCCCCAUUGACUUCUUUCCCGCCCGUGGGGGAGCAGGAAGAUCAGGUACGAGCGACCGAGCGCCUGGAUCUGAGUACAUCUAUAUCGUUGGACGUCUUUCAACGAUCUGGAAUCUCCCCUGCUACCUCUUUAGCGGGUGCCUUGGCCCUGCUUCUGUCUUCCUACAACUUUGCCGACCAAGUCUGCUUUGGUAUGACCCUUUCCGGUCGUGACAACCCUGAACUUGAGGCUGUGAUGGGUCCUACACUGUCAACCGUUCCCAUGCAUGUCCAUGUGGUUUCUGAGCAAUCAACGAACUCCCUACUUCAGAAUAUUCAGAGCUCGAUUUUAGAUAUGCGCCAUCACCAACACUUUGGCCUCAAAAACAUCAUGCGGCUGCCAGAGCAAGGGCCCAGGAACGCCAGCCGGUUUAGAACACUUCUUGUUGUGCAACAGGGUCAAGACAACGACGAUGAUACCCCUGGAGUCACUGAGAGGCUGCUAACCAACGAGUCCUCGAUGUAUGUCGAGUAUCCUCUGGUUAUCAUUGCGCAAAUAUCCUCGACCACAGGAUCAGUCGACUUCAGAGUCGAGUUUGACCCCAACUGUGUCUCAAGCAUCCAGGCACGACGAUUCAUUCAGCAGCUGGAUAAGACAGUGGGAGAGCUUUCGCUACAAGACCGCUCAGUAUCUGAGUUGGAUCUGAUCAGUUCCGCUGAUCUGGCCGAUGUUGCAGCAUGGAACCCUUCACUUCCCGACCCCCCCUCUCGAAGCAUCUGCCAAAUGUUCCAAGACAUGGCUUCACGACAGCCUGAGCUUCCCGCCGUCGAAGCUAUCGUGGGUGAGCGACUUGACACCAUUCAACGGACGACCUACAAGGAACUGGAUGUUGUGUCCACGGCACUAUCUCAGGAAAUUCUACAACGUGCCCCUAACAGUCAACGGAUUGUUCUAUGUCACCAUAUUCCUUCACUUGUUCUCACGGGCCUGCUGGCAGUCUGGAAAUCCAACAAGACGUUCACAACUAUGGAUCCAUCUCUGCCGGUCGAACGCAGGCAUGCAAUUCUCUCUGAGCUUGGAGAGGAUACUGUCGUCCUAACGGAUUCUUCCGAAGCCCAGAGCUUUGCUCCUUAUGACACCUGCAUCCUUGACGCGAUGUUGCAUGAGACUGAUGGGAGCCACGUUUUGCCGAGCCCCCCCAGCCUUUCAGAUCCUGCCUAUGUUUUCUUCACCUCUGGAAGCUCUGAUGUCAGUGCAACAAUGGGGCUUGACAACACAACCCGGAUGCUUCAGUUUGCAACUUGCACAUUUGACACGAGCCUACUGGAGAGCUUUGCGACUUUGAUCGCUGGAGGUUGUGUUUGCCUUCCUGCACCGAGUCAACGUCUUGAUGGAAACCUUGGCCACGCGAUCAACCAACUGCGAGCGAGCCACCUUGUUCUCACGCCGACCGUCGCCGGGCUUCUCUCGUCGCAAGAGCUCCCUGGUGUUGAAUCACUGAUGCUUGUUGGAGAGCCCGCUUCAAAGCAACUCAUCGAGAGCUGGUCUGAGAGUUCCAUCCAGGUGAUGAACGGCUACGGUCCCACGGAAGCCAGCGUGCACACAUCGACAAAAACAUCAUUGAAGCCCAAUGACCCUCACAACAUUGGUCGAGCAACUGCUUGCAAUCUUCUCCUCGCGGUACCGGAUGAGCCUAACAAGCUCGCUCCUAUCGGAGCCAUUGGAGAAUUGGUCAUCUGUGGAGAGACGGUGGCAGAUGGUUACCUCAAUAACCCUGAGCAAACGAAAGAAUUCUUUGGAACAAAUCCUCCUUGGGCCACAUGGGCGGAUGCUACUUCUACAACCCGCUAUUACCGUACGGGUGACCUGGCACGUUAUGCCCCAGAUGGAUCGAUCAUCUACAUGGGUCGGAAGGACCUGCAGAUCAAGAUCCAUGGGCAGCGUCUCGAACUCUCUGAGAUCGAGUCUCACAUCAGGAGGUCUGGUCACUUCACAGACUGCGUUGUGGAAGUGCUACCCUCCGCAACACUCGUGGCGUUUCUUCUCACUGGCGAGCUUGGAACUGGAGUCUACAACGGCCCUCUUCCAGCGGGACAAAUCGACAGGGCAGCUCUGAGUCAGACACAGAGCCGCCUGCGCUCAGCUCUUCCGGAGUACAUGGUCCCCACUGUCUACGUCCCCUGCGCGAGCUGGCCCACAACCGCAUCAGGGAAGAUUGACCGUCGACGUCUGCGCGCUGAUGUCGAGUCUUCACUGGAAUGCUACAGAUUCCAGCAGAAGGGGCCAAAGAGAGACGCUGAGACAGCAGGGCAAAGGACUUUGUUUUCGAUCAUCGCCGAGGUCAUGUCCAUCACGGAAGACAAGAUUGGCCUGGACGACUCCCUCUCCUCGUUGGGCGGUGACUCCAUCACCAUGAUUCGUAUACUUGCACUUGCUCGGCAGCGCAACUUGGUUAUUGAUGGAACCAAGAUCUUUCAGUCGACUAUUCUCGAAGACAUGGUCAAGAGUUCAAGUUCACAACGUUUGGCGCACAUUGGUGAGGGCUUCGCUGCCCCCGCGCCCUUCUCUUUGCUUCCUUGGAUAGAAGAGGGUACUCUUCGCUCCAAGGUUGCUACCCAGUGCCAUGUUCCCAUCGAGUCUGUUUCGGACGUUUAUCCCUGUACUGCCAUUCAAGAGUCCCUUAUGAUCGCAUCUGCCAAGACACAGGGUGCCUUCCUCAACCAAGAGGUCUUCCGACUACCCCCUGAGACAUCAAUCGACAACCUCCUUCAAGCUCUUCGAACACUCUGGCACCGCCAUGACAUUCUAAGAACUCGGAUCGUCCUGGACUCAGACUACCGGGGUCUGCAGGUUGUUAUUGGGGAAGAUGUGGACGUAUGCCAAAUAUCCUCAGAGACAAUUGACGAUUUUCUGCAGGAGGAUAGUCUCACAGCCUUUGAGUAUGGAGCAAAACUUUCUCGAUGCGCAAUCAUUACCUCAGGCUCAUCAUCUUACCUUGUACUAUCUCAGCAUCACGCGGUCUUUGACGGUUGGUCUAUGGACCUACUAAAGGACGAGGUAGAGAAACUGUAUGGCCGCCCAGAAUCCCAGCUUCCGCCAACCCAGCCAUAUGCCCUCUUUGUCCGCCACUCCCUGGACCUCUACAACAGCACCGAGGCCCACCGCUUCUGGAAGACGCAGCUCGCCGACAUCCAAGUUGGCUCACUUCCUCAAGCGCGGCCCAACAAGACGUUUGCUGCCAAUCGAAAGCACACUCUCACCGUUGACUUCACCAACAAGUCUCCGCACACGCUAUCAACUCUAGCGGAAGCUGCCUGGGGUGUGCUUCUGGGGCGAUACUUUGACUCCGAAGAUGUCUGCUUUGGUAUCGUUCGGUCUGGGCGAACGGUCCCUGUUCCGGGGAUUGACACGCUUAUUGGUCCUACUCUUGCAACCAUUCCCCGUCGCUUGCGUCCAGUGCGGGAGCACGGAGUCCAAUCCUAUCUACAGAAGGUCCAAGGCGAGGCCAUCCGAUCCAUGCCAUGGGAGCAGUACGGUCUGUCGAAUAUCCGAAAGAUUGACGACGACACCCUGCAGGCCUGCAAUUUUAGCUCCAUGCUUGUCGUUCAACCACCGACUGUUGAGAACACGGAAGCUUUGCUGAUACCUGAGGACCACUUGGCCAAGGGCUUCAUCGAUUCGGAUUGUGUCAUCGUCGAUUGUCGGCCGACUGGAGACGCCAAGAUUACAGUCACCAUCAUUUACGAUGACCGUCUCAUGUCCGGUGACGAUGCCCAGUGGAUUGCGUACCACUUCUCUCAGACACUUGAGCAGUUGAGCUCGGGUCAAAACACUACCAUUGGCCACUUGGACCUCUCUGGACAACAGAGGCUGGAUCAAGAGUUCAAUUGGAACAGCACUGAGAUUGACACCUGCCACCGACUCGUGGAUGAGGUUUUCAGCGAGAGAGCAUCUCAGUGGCCCGACUUGCUCGCGGUUGAGGGCCCUGAUACCAGUCUCUCGUAUCGGCAGUUGGAAACCUUAUCGUCUGUUGGGGCAUUCAAGCUUCGGUCUGAGCACGGCGUACGUCGAGGAGAUCUCGUGCCGCUGUUGAUGAGCAAAGGCGCGGCCAUGGUCGUCGCGAUGUUCUCCAUCCUGAAGGCUGGAGCAGCCUAUGUCCCUCUUCCACCAGAUGUUCCGCUGGAUCGUCUACGCUUCAUCAUAGGAGAAACUGAUUCCCAGUUGGUGGUGACUACAGCCAACUACGACCAUUUGGCUCAGGACUUGUCACUUCCAGCCGUCACUUGGGACGUUGCGCAGCUCCAGAAACAAGCUUCCCAAGGGUCAACCAGGGGCAACGCUGUAGAUGACAGUGACGAUUCUCGCUCUUGCUCAGAUCUUGCCUACCUCCUCUUUACUUCUGGUAGUUCAGGAACACCAAAAGGAGUCAUGAUUGAGCACUCGGCUUUGGUGACGACGGUCCUAGUGAACGGCCGCCAUCACACAGGCUACCAAGUGGGAACGCGCACCCUCUCCUUCGCCGCCUACACAUUUGAUGUCAACGUCAUCGAGAUCUACAUGACACUCCUUUACGGUGGUUGUAUCUUCAUCCCACCCGACGAUCGACGACUCGGAGACCUCUGCGGCUACAUCAACGAGAAGCAGAUCGAGUUCGCCUACCUGACACCGACCACGAUCCAAAGCUUGGUUCAAUCACCAAGCCGUGUGCCAUCAAUCAAGACAUUGCGGUCCGGCGGCGAACCUUUGUCCAAGUCAAUCAUGGAGACCUGGAGCCAGAGUGUUCGACUCAUCAACUCGUACGGCCCAACCGAGACGUGUGUCGACGCGAGCCAAAACCCAACGGUCACGGCCAACAGUGAUCCCAACAACAUUGGAUUUGCCAUUGGAGCUUAUCUUUGGGUCGUCAACCGGGGUGACUACACGUCCCUCGCACCUAUUGGAUGUCCGGGAGAACUUCUGGUCUCUGGACCUACUCUGGGCAGGGGAUAUUUCAAGGAUGAAGAACGCACACAAGCAGCAUUCAUCGAUGGGAGCAACUUGCCGUGGGCGAAGCCGGGGUAUGAACGGCUUUAUGCCACAGGAGACAUUGUUCGGCGGAAUGCCGACGGAUCCAUCACAUACAUCGGCAGAAGAGAUCUUCAAGUCAAACUCAACGGCUUCCGCAUCGAACUCGGCGAGAUCGAGUACAACAUUGAACAAUGCCCAUCCGUGGCCUCUGCCGUGGUUGACAAGAGUACACUACAAGGUGGUGGCUCCGAUGCUCUUGUGGCUUUCUUCACUUUGACCGGGGAAGAGGCUCGCCAAGAGGAGCUUCUUCUGCCUGUGUCUUCCAAGAUUCGCGCCAUCAUUCAAGACGUCCAAACGCGGCUUGACAGCAAGCUACCUCCCUACAUGGUUCCGCGAGCCUAUUUACCGCUUUCGCGUAUUCCACUUACCCUAAGCGGGAAGACGGAUCGGAAGUUGCUACAACAACUGGGAGCCCAACUGGCUCCGGAUCAGAUGCUUCUGUAUCAAGGCUCUUCGAGUAUGGUUCGAGAGCCUUCAACCGUCUUUGAACGAAUCUUGCAAGGACUGUGGGCUCAGGUCCUCAAGGUCGAUUCGAAGCAUUUGGGGCUAGAUACCCAGUUUACUCGCGUUGGUGGAGACUCGCUUCACGCCAUCAGCCUGGCUUCUCUGUGCCGCGGUGCUGGACUCAAACUCGAGGUUUCGGACAUUUUGCGAAUUCCACAACUAGAGCAAAUGGCCAGGCAUUUGGAAAGGAAUCAGUCAAAGCCAGAUGCCGCCGAGCGAAAGGAUAAGAGUCAAGCCGUUGUGAGGCAAGAGUGCGACCCUGAACUGAAGACUCAAGUCUCCCAGGUCUGCAAUCUCUCUGUCAGUGACAUUGAGGAUGUGUAUCCGUGUACACCAACUCAAGAGGCACUCAUGGCUGCAACCGUGAGGCAGCCUGGAGCGUACAUCGACCACAGCAUGUUCUCUGUUCCCUCAUCCACGGAUCUUCACAAACUCCGAGCUUCGUGGGACAUUGUUCAUCAGUCCAACCCCAUCCUCCGGACUCGGAUCUGUUCCGCCGUGAUGGGCAAUCGCGUCCAAAUGGUUCAAGUCGUGACGCGAUGCCCUAGCGAAUGGAUCGACUCCGAUAUCGAAGCCUCGGAGAUGGGACUUGGAACUUCCUUGAUGCGAUACAGGAUCAGACCUUCUGAGCAAGGCUUCAUCUUUGAGUUUUGGAGACAUCACUCCAUCUUUGACGGCUUCUCCUCGGCAGCACUCUGGCAGGAUCUUGAGCACGCAUUCGCAUCAUCUGCACCACCCAAGGCCAGGCCCUCCUACCGCACUUUUGUCGAUUUUGUGCAAGGUGCGGAUAAGGAAGAAGCUGCCACUUUCUGGCAAACCCAGCUCAAAGGACACCAGCGAGAGGCUUUCCCUGCUCUUCCCUCUCCAGAUUAUGCCCCCGAAGCCCACUCCGCAACAAGUCAAACACUGGAGAGCACUCUGAGCUGGACUUCUGACAGUCCCUUUUCCUUCGCCACCGUUGCCCGAGCAGCAUGGGCCGUCAUCCUUAGCAUGAGGAGCCGCACUUCAGACUCAAAUAAGGAUGUUUGCUUCGCUGCCACAGUAUCUGGUCGUACUGCUCCCUUGGAAGGCAUUGAAGACAUUGUUGGUCCGACUAUCACCACCACACCCGUGCGCUUGCAGUUUAACCUCGACGACACCGUUUCUGGCCUUCUGGAGCAUGUUCAUGACCAGUCCUUGUCAAUGCUUCCUUUCGAGCACUUUGGCCUAGGUCGUAUCCGAGAGAUCAGCUCUUCGGCCCGCGACGCCUGCGCGAGCGUGAACUUAUUGGUCGUGCAACCAAGCCAACUAGCAGAUGGAACUCUGCCUCUCGGUUUGAAACGGAUGGUUGAAGAAGAGGCCGUCGAUGGACUCAGCGAGCCAUUUGGCCUCGUCAUGGAGUGCAGUCACAACCCAAUCACUGAUCAACUUUCUGUGUCAGCUGCCUACGAUCGCUCGCUGCUGACAGCACCUGAAGUAGCCCACAUCCUUCAACAGUUCCAACAGAUUAUUGGUAUCCUUCACCGUGGUGCUUGUGAAGCCUCAUCCAUCCGCGCCGCUCAGUGGGAACUGGCGGAGGGGGCUGAUCUUGAACGGACAAUCCGAUGGAACUCAUCUGAAGACACAUCUCUCCCAACACAGCUCCACAAGCUGGUCGAAGAAACCGCGAAGCGGUACCCCCAUCAGAUGGCUAUUGACUGCCACGAUGGGCAAAUGUCAUACGCAGAGCUUGUCGCGGCUUCGGAAGCUCUGGCGUUCCACCUACAGGACGAAUAUGGUGUGAGACCAGGUCAUCUCGUGCCCAUCUGCACGGAAAAGUCACGGUUCAUGAUCAUUUCCAUCCUCGCUGUCAUGAAAGCUGGAGCAGGCUACGUUCCGCUUGACACGAACCAUCCCGAGGCACGCACAGAGCUCAUUCUCAACGAGAUUCAGGCCAAGCUUGUCAUUGUGUCUCCUCUGCAGAGUGCCCGCAAGCAAUUCCCAGUUCAAACACUAGUGAUCAGUCCGGAGCAUCUACAAACUCGAGGUACUCGUACAAAGCUGCACCUUUCUUCUCCCGAUGAUAUAGCCUAUGUCAUCUUCACUUCAGGCAGCACUGGGACCCCCAAGGGCGUUGUCAUGGAACACAAAGCCGCCAGUCGAAGUAUUCUCGAGCAUGCGCAACGCUAUCAACACGCCAGUCAAGGCAUCCGACGCCGCUCUCUGCAGUUCAGCUCCUACACAUUUGAUGCGAGCGUGGUAGACAUUUUUGCUGUCCUCGCAUCUGGAGGCUGCGUCUGCAUCCCCUCUGAGAGCCAGGGCGUCGAUGUUCUCGAGAGCUUCAUUCAACAAAAGCAUAUCAACUUUGCCGAUCUCACUCCCACCGUCGCCAAUCUACUGGAGCCCUCCAACAUGCCCAGCCUGAAGACCCUUGCUGUUGGAGGCGAGAUGGCCAACCGUGCACUGCUACGCAAAUGGACGGGCCCCAAUUCACCAGUUGAACUAAUGCUCAACGCCUACGGUCCCACUGAAGCUGGUAUUGCAUGCGCCAUGGGCCAGCUCACGGCAACUUCGGCAGUUGGCCAGGUUGGGAGGCGAUUGGCCGCUGGACUCUGGAUUGUUGAUGACCUUGACCAUAACCACCUCGUCCCUAUCGGUUCCGUGGGAGAACUUGUGGUAACGGGCUCGACUCUUGCACGUGGGUAUCUCAACGAUCCAGAGAAGACAAGCGCAGCGUUCCUGGAGAAUGUAGCUUGGCUGGUCAAAGUGGGCGAGCAGCGGCUCUACAAGACAGGUGAUCUUGCCCGGUUCGAUGUCGAUGGGCAUGUUGAGAUCGUUGGCAGACGAGAAGAUAUGCAGAUCAAGUUCCGAGGACUCAGAAUCGAGCUCGGUGAGAUUGAAACGGCGAUUGGUGCCUCGUCUUGGGCAAAGCGGAUCCAGCGUGUUUCUGUUGCCAAGAUGCACCGCGAUGAGAUUCCUUUUUUGGCAGCCUUCGUCCAACUCGACGGUAGCCAAGGAGAUCCCGUCGAGGAGUCCAUCUUUUGCUCGCCGUCGGAAGAGUUCCUAUCCUUCGUUGCAUCCACUCAACGGGACCUUCUAAAGCAACUCCCGGAGUACAUGGUGCCACAACUCUGGCUUCCCGUCUUCAACUGGCCAUUGAUGGCAUCGAGCAAGACGGACCGCAAGAAGCUCGUGGCGGAUGCUGAGGGUCUCACCUCGAAGCAUACGUCCGAAUAUCAACGAGUAUCCCUAGCCAAUGAUCAAAGAACACCCUCGACAAAGCUUCAUGAGACGGAAGAGGCUAUCAAGGAUGCAUGGAUUCAAGUCUUACACAAGGAUACUGAUUUUGACAUCCAACCUCAAGAUGACUUCUUCCGACUUGGAGGAGACUCAUUGACGGCGAUCAUGCUCGUCGCCGUCUUGCGGCGCAACGGGAUCUAUAUCGCCGGCCAAGAUGUGUUUGCUGAGAAAACUCUCGCUGGGAUGGCUGCUCGCUGCCGUGGAGCUACUACACCCCAUCAAAAUGCCUCAGAGAGCCCCGACAGGUCUCCAGCCACGCCUGACUCUUCCCUCAAGACUCUUCUCACGGAUGAUUCCUCUGAGACCUCCCCUUCAUUAUCAGACACAUCACAUGAUGUCCGAUCCUGCGAUGUGAUGAAGCAUUCCAAUCCCAAGUCAAGGUCUAGUCGAUUCCCAGUCGACCUGAAUGUGGCCGAGGUGGAGUCCAUCUACCCAGCAUCUUACACCCAGACGACGUUCUUGAUCGAAGCACAGAAAUGGCCACGCUCGUACUACGCAUGGACAUUCUUCGAACUAGACGAUGCCGUUGCGCCCAGCCAUGUACAAGCCGCUUGCCAGGCAUUGGUUGACCGUCAUCCCAUCUUGAGAACCAGCUUCCAUCUCAGGCACGACCGAUGCUUCCAGGCGGUACAUACCACAGGAUCCAGAGUUAACUUCAAGGUCAUGAUGUCACAGGGCCUACCAGAUAAGAUGUGUUCCGUCAUCGACAAGGACGUCAAUCAACCUGUUCGAUUUGGUCAGAUCCCCACGCGGUUCAGACUCUUGGUUGACCCUGAGAGUGGACCACGAACAAUUGCCAUGGGCCUAUCUCAUGCUCAGUACGAUGGCUUUUCUCUAGCAACUAUCUUCAACGAUCUCCGGUCAGCCUACUGCGGCCUCCUCACUAGUCCUGCUGCUUCACCAGGCUACCAUCGUUUCAUCCAGCAUACCGUCGAGCUUUCCAACGAAACAACGGACACUUUCUGGCGAGAGUUCCUGCAUGACUCCACCUUGACCGUGGUUUCUGACCUGCCUCUGUCAACCCAACAACCCGUCAUGAGCGAUAGCUGGAUGCAGACCAUCCCCUUCCAGUUCAAGAAGUCGCGUCGCGCUAGUUACAACUAUGGGACUCUGCUGAAGGCUGCAUGGGCUCUGACAUUGUCUGCCGUCUCCGGUUCAACUGAUGUGGCAUUCUGGAAUCUUGUUUCUGGUCGCUUCGCGCCUUUCGAGGGUGCACAAGAGGUCGUCGGGCCCUGCAUCAAUUUUGUCCCUGUUCGGGUCCGAUUCAACGCCAGCCAACUUGUGUCGGAUCUUGUGGGUAGUAUCCACGAACAACAAAUCCAGAGCAUUCCAUUCGAGGCUACACCAACCAACCACAUCAUCGAGCAGGCCCAGUGGCCUAGAUCUUCAUCCAGCCUCGGUACAAUCUUCCAGUACCAGAACAUUCCGGACCCUAAGGAGCCUACAGUUGAGGACAAUACGCCUUGGACAGUCAAAGGCAGUGCCGUCUAUGGUGGAGGUCUUUUGCAGUCUGGGGCAUGCUGGUUGCUGGCAUGGCCAGAGAAGAACGGGCAAUCGUCGUUCCGAUUCACCUACAGUCCCCACACUCUCUCGUCGACCGCAGCCAAGUCUCUCGUGGACACAUAUCUGAGUCUUGUUUGUGCCAUCAAUGAUCUACCCGAACAGACGGUGGCUUCCAUUCUGCGUCCCACAACCAACCCAUUGUCGGCUCAAACACCGGGACCCCUUCAAGCACAACCAUCUGUCACAGAGAUCACAGGGGCGGCACAGUCCAUCCUGGCUCAGAUUGAGUCCUCCUGGAAAGAAGUUCUUGAGGUAUUACAUCCCAUCGAUCUCAAUCAAUUGUUCUUUGACUUGGGUGGAGAUUCCCUGAAGGCGGCCGAGCUAGCAGGCCAUUGCGAAAAGGCGGGUCUCGACUUGAGGAUGCAGGAUGUUCUCGACUUUCCCACACUCCGCCUUCAGACACUUCUUCUGUUGGGUCAUGUCUCGCGUCCAGAACGCGCGGUACCUAAGUUGGAGUUUCGAUCGGCUAGUGAGCUUUCUUAA
This is a messenger RNA of Fusarium keratoplasticum, 16647 nucleotides long. RefSeq lists its product as uncharacterized. The record is from RefSeq and is a predicted model, not a curated record. Gene Ontology annotation, cellular component: cytoplasm. Gene Ontology annotation, molecular function: phosphopantetheine binding; catalytic activity. NCBI's taxonomy places the organism in Eukaryota, Fungi, Ascomycota, Sordariomycetes, Hypocreales, Nectriaceae. The transcript has 2 exons. Gene Ontology annotation, biological process: secondary metabolite biosynthetic process; amino acid activation for nonribosomal peptide biosynthetic process. Bases 1 to 16647 code for a protein of 5548 amino acids.